AUGGACAGCCCUGGCUCAGACCGAGGUGACAGCUGGGGGGACCCAUGGGCCCAGGAGGUCCUCAUGACUGCAGAUAGGCUGGACUGCAAUCCCCCCGUGCACCCUCAGCUUGGGCCUGUCACCUGGUUCCCAUCCUCCGAGGAAGCCCUGUCCACGGGCCUUCCCAGUGCAGAGCUGGCAGACAUCACCAGUAGCCUGCCCUGGGGGGCAUCACCCCCCUCCAAGCCUGACAUCCCCACCCUGGAGGAGCUACAGCCUCUCUUUGAGGAUGACCUGGACGAGGUCCUGCAGAGGCGUGGGUCUAGCUGCUGCCUGGUGCCGGCCACUCCGCUCUCCGAGCAGGAACCCCUUGAGCACUGGAGGCAGCUGGAGCAGUGGUUGGCAGACCUGCAGACCGAGGUGGCCCGUCUCCGGGGCCACAGGGACCGGUGCUCUCGAGCGACGCUGGGUCUGCUGCAGGAGCUGUACCAGGUGCGGGCCCAAGUCCAGGUGCAGGAGGGCGAGCUGAAAGAGCUGCGGCAGGAGCUGCGUCUGGUGACUCGGGGGGCUGAACAUGAGGCCUUUGAGCUCACCAGCACCCAUAGCCAGACCCAGAUGCAGGCCCUGGACAACAGGUUGGUGGAGGUCCGGGAAGCCCUGGGUCAGAUCCGGAGGAAGCAGGCGCUGCAGGACGUGGAACGCAAGAGCUCUGACCAGGAGCUGACCCUCAGGAUGAGCAAGCUGUUGGGGAAGCUGAGACAAGAAAGCCAAGACAGGAAGGAGGCCUGCAGCGCCCUCCAGAAGGGCCAGGAGGAGGCUGGCCACCAGAUGGAGCACGAAAUGGCCAAGAUGCAGGCACAGGUGACCAAGCUGGGCGAGGAGAUGAGCUUGCGCUUCCUAAAGAGGGAGGCUAAGCUGUGUGGCUUCCUGCAGAAGAGCUUCCUGGCGCUGGAGAAGAAGAUGAAGUCCGCGGAGGGCGCCCGGCUGCAGGCGGAGACCGGCCUGUGGGAGGAGCUGGAGAACCGCUGGCAGAAACUGCAGGAGCAGAACGCCGAGCACGUGCUGGCCCAGCGAGGGCAGCGUGAGCAGGAAGAGUCCCACCUUCUAGAACAGUGCCGGGGCUUGGACAGGGUCGUGGCCCAGCUAACCAAGUUCGUCCGACAGAACCAGGUCUCCCUGAACCAGGUCCUGCAAGCUCGGUGGGUCUCCAGGGAUGUCAUAGGGCACUUGGAGAACAACCAGUCCGGAGAGCUGGCCACCUACCUGCAGGAGAACCUCGAGGCCCUGCGGCUGGCCGGAGAGCUGGCUCAACAGGAGACUCAUAGCAUGCUGGGGCUGCUCAGGGAGAAGAACCAGAGCCUGGAGGUGUCCAUGGAGGAGCUGACCAGGCAGGUGAAGGACCUGGGAGCUCACUUGUCAGCCCUGAACUGGAGGCUGGACUUGCAGGAGCAGACACUGAGCCUCCGGCUGUCUGAGGUGAAGAAUGAGUGGGAGGGUCCCGGGAGGAAGCCCUUGGAGGACCUGGCCCGGUGGCAGCAGGAGACAGAGGUGCACCUGAGGGAGGUGCAAGAGAAGGUGGACAGCCUUCCCCAGCAGAUAGAAGGGGUCUCAGACAAGUGCUCCCUACACAAGAGUGAGUCAGACCUGAAGAUCGCCACGGAGGGCAAAGCCAGGGAGGUCCAGGUGGAGGCGGUGCGUCACGAGCUGGCAGCCCUGCUGUCUUCUGUACAGCUGCUCAAGGAGGGCCAGCCGGUCCGGAAGAUUGCUGAGAUCCAGGGCAAGCUAGCCACCUUUCAGAGCCAGAUCAUGAAGCUGGAAAGCAGCAUGCAGGACAACCAGAUCAUCCAGAAGCUCAAGUUUAAUACGGAGACCAAGCUGCGCGUGGAGGAGAUCGCCACGCUGCGCGAGAGCGUGAUGCGGCUGUGGAGCGAGGAGGGCCCGUGGGCGCUCACUUUGGGCAGCCGCCGGGUCCUCAUGUCCCUGGUGCGCCAGCGAUUCUUCGUCAAGGACGCGGCGCCCUGCUCGGAGGGCUCCGUGAACCACUGGGGCGUCUACCAGGCCGCCAGGUGGCUGCGGUGGAAAGCCGUCCUCCUGAGGCUGGUGGCCCGGCGGAGAGCGAGCGCGGCCCCGAAGUCCCGCGGCGCAGAGCCAGGCACGGACCCCCAGUCGCUGCCCCUACCCCUGCAAUAA
Molecule: messenger RNA, 2169 nt
Organism: Echinops telfairi (small Madagascar hedgehog)
Lineage: Eukaryota; Metazoa; Chordata; Mammalia; Afrosoricida; Tenrecidae
Gene: CCDC154
Product: coiled-coil domain containing 154
Exons: 17
Coding region: 1-2169 (722 amino acids)
Biological process (GO): bone mineralization involved in bone maturation
Source: RefSeq, a predicted model, not a curated record